Messenger RNA from Pocillopora verrucosa, 1239 nucleotides. NCBI's taxonomy places the organism in Eukaryota, Metazoa, Cnidaria, Anthozoa, Scleractinia, Pocilloporidae. The record is from RefSeq and is a predicted model, not a curated record.
AGGAGAAGCAACUUGAAAAAAGCUGAUUGGCAAUAUGUCAGAAACUGCAAGAACUGAGAAGAACAGUUCAAAGAACAUUUAUGGUGACCCACCAAAGAUCAGUAUUAGUCUUCCAGGGAUAAGUGAACUAACCCAGAAUUCUAAACACUGGAGGGAUGUUCAACUCCCAAUUGACAUUCUGUUGUUAACAGUGAAGGACUGUGAGUUCUUAAGUUGCUACUAUUACAUUGUUGAUCCAUUCAGAAGCUAUUUUAAAGGGCUUGGUCAUGUAUACUUUGGAAGCAUUGGUGAUGAUCAAGAUGUUAAACUGAAAGUUGCUUUGAUGAAAUGCACAGAGGGUUCUAAAGUUCCUGGUGGUGCUUUGACUGUUGUAAAGAAUGCUGUCACUCAGCUGAGGCCAAAAGCUGUCUUUUCUGUGGGCCACUGUGUUGGUAUGAAUCAGGAAUCAACAAAGCUGGGGGAUGUGGUUGUAUCAGAAAAACUCACAACCUAUUCCUAUCAGAAGGUUACACAGGAUGGAAAGAAGUUUCAUGGGUUCAUAACUCCUGUAAGCAGAGACAUUGCUGACCUCAUCAAAUGUGCAGGUUAUGGUUGGAAUCCACCCUUAGAGAACCCUAACAAAAGGAAAGUUGAAGUCCACUGUGGUGAGGUUUUGAGUGGUUCUGAGCUCGUACAAGCUGAGUGGCGACGAGAUGAAUUAGUGAAGUCAUUUCCUGAAGCAAUUGCAAUUGAAACAGAAGGAGAGGGAGUUUUCAGUGCAGCACAUGAACUGAAAAUGGAGUGGGUUGUUGUCAAGGGUAUUUCAGGGUAUGCAGAUGGAGCUGAAGAGAAAGAAAACUGGCAAACAUUUGCAAGUGUAACAGCAGCUUCUCUUGUUGUCAGCAUUCUAAACCAGAGCAGUAUUUUUGAAGAUUGGCCACAUUACAAAGGCAAACAGAUCAACUUUUAUCUUUUUUAGGCCUACAGUAUAUUUGCUCUCAGUCACUAGAUAGUCUUGUAUGCUGUUUAUUUUUGCCUCUUAUGAAUGUGCUGGAACCGAAUUACCAAAACUGAGUUAAAAACAUGAAUAAUGACCUAUGAUCAUGCACUGACUGAUCAGAACAGCUCUUGGAUCAGAAAGGUUACAUGUUUGUCAGCAAUUUCACAGACUCUGCCUAUGUUUGAGAUUCUUUCAAGCUUUUCAUAGCAUUUUCUCUCUGAGAAGAAGACAACCAACCCCCAAAUAAUACACCUAAAAAC